This is a messenger RNA of Micropterus dolomieu (smallmouth bass), 3763 nucleotides long. It is a transcript of the gene etv5a, whose product is annotated as ETS variant transcription factor 5a. Bases 235 to 1881 code for a protein of 548 amino acids. Gene Ontology annotation, molecular function: sequence-specific DNA binding; DNA-binding transcription factor activity, RNA polymerase II-specific. The record is from RefSeq and is a predicted model, not a curated record. The transcript is spliced from 13 exons. NCBI's taxonomy places the organism in Eukaryota, Metazoa, Chordata, Actinopteri, Centrarchiformes, Centrarchidae. Gene Ontology annotation, biological process: regulation of transcription by RNA polymerase II; cell differentiation. Gene Ontology annotation, cellular component: nucleus.
CUCAGUCAAGUUUUGUGAGUCGAAGGAGGCACAUCAGUUUGUCCGUGCGCAGACGACCAUACGAAUAUCGACACAUUGUUUUUUUAUUUGUGGAUAUUUCUACCGCAUUAUUUCGGAUAUAGAGGACCUAUAUACAUACAACAAGUGACCCCACAAAGUGACGCAGGCGCCGUCGCUUUAAAGCGAACACCUCCCCUCCCCCCCAACAUUGGUGCCCCCAAUCACCUAGAUAACAUGGACGGAUUCUAUGACCAGCAAGUCCCAUUUAUGGUCCCACCCAGUCACAAGUCUCACGUGGAGGAAGCAUCUCACAACAGGCCUCUGAGCGACAGGAAAAGGAAGUUUGUCGACACGGAGCUCGCCCAGGACACAGAAGAACUCUUCCAAGACCUCAGUCAGCUUCAAGAGAUCUGGAUUGCUGAAGCCCAGGUGCCUGAUGACGAACAAUUUGUCCCAGAUUUCCAGUCGGAUAGCUUGAUGUUUCAUGGCCCGCCACCAGCCAAGAUCAAACGAGAGCUGACUCCCUCCAAAGAGCUUUCUCCCUGCCGCCAGGACAGGAGUCCCAUGCCCUACGGAGAGAAGUGCCUUUACAGCUACAGUGCCUGUGACAGGAAGCCCACUCCUGCGUUCAAGCCAUUAACUCCCCCCUCGACACCAGUCUCUCCUUGUGGCCCCACCAGCACACCAGGAACGCACCCACUGAGUGAGCAGACCCCCCCUCCUCACCCGCAUGUAGCCACUCCUAUCCCAGGGCAGCGUCCAGUGCACGUGCAGCAGCCUGUAACAGCAAGCGCAGGCUCUCCCAGCCAGCAAGCACUCCACAGCCACAGCCCACCCUUUGCCGUGCCCUGCGCACCCGUCAGCCAGGAUGCCAACAACUUCACACCUGAGCACAGGUUCCAGAGGCAGAUGUCAGAGCCAUGUCUACCUUUUCCCCCAUCAGAGAGUCAAGGGCGCCCCCAUUUCUUGCCCCAGGCUCCCAGCAGCAGCAGCAGCAGCAGCAACAAUAACAACAACAAUCUGCCACGCGAUAGCCGGCCACCGUACCACCGGCAGAUGUCAGAGCCAUUGGUAGCUGUGCCUACCCAGGGUUUCAAGCAAGAGCUCAUCGACCCACGAUACACUGAGCAGGGCGUCCCCACUAUGGGCCCCCCUGGUCCACCUCCGGGACCUCCACGUCAGGCUGCUUUCCACCCUAUGGCCAUCAAACAGGAGCCUCGUGACUUCUGCUUUGAUUCUGAAGUGCCUAACUGUCAGUCAUCGUUUGGGAGAGCGGGAAGCUUCUACCAAAAUAACCAUGAAAGCUUCUCCUUUGACAGAGAUCCUCAGCUGUACUUUGAUGAUACCUGUGUGGUCCCUGAAAGAUUAGAAGGGAAAGUAAAACAAGAACCCUCUGUGUAUCGUGACGGACCUCCCUACCAACGCCGUGGCUCCCUGCAGCUCUGGCAGUUUCUGGUCACUUUACUGGAUGAUCCGGCCAAUGGCCACUUCAUAGCUUGGACUGGUCGUGGCAUGGAAUUCAAGCUCAUUGAGCCUGAGGAGGUGGCUCGUCGCUGGGGCAUCCAGAAGAACAGACCAGCCAUGAACUAUGACAAACUGAGCCGCUCACUGCGUUACUACUACGAGAAGGGCAUCAUGCAGAAGGUAAAGGUGGCUGGGGAGAGGUAUGUGUACAAGUUUGUGUGUGAUCCCGAGGCUCUCUUCUCCAUGGCCUUCCCCGACAACCAGAGGCCCAACCUGAAGGUCGACCCGGACAGCCUGCCAGGGCUGGACGAGGACACUGUGCCCCUCACCCACUAUGACGAAACUGCGCCAUACCUGCUGGAUGCCGGCGAGCAGUGUGUGGCAGGCCUGCCCUUCCCAGACGGCUACGGCUACUAACAAGCAGGGGGGAUCCUGACACACAACAUACAUGUACACGCAAACACUCCCAAAGUCUCUUGACACCCACUCUUAUAAUCCAGAGCUGGAACUACUGAGCUGCUUGGAAGGAAAGCCUCGCGCUCUGCUCCUUCAUGGUUCCCUCUUCUGCUCCCUGGAAAACCUUCAUAAAACUCUGUAAGCUCCCAGGCUAAGAAUGAAUGAGGGGAAAAACCUGCGACAGCUCGUCUACUGCGACCUCAUAGAGAGUGAGAGAAAGAGAGAGAGAAAGGGGUUGUGAAACCAGUGAGUGUGAGCUGGACUUGGUUGCUCUGCCCACCUUACAAGCUUCCUAAAAGUAAGGCAAGGGACUGCUGUUGCUGAGGAGACCAAACGAAGGAAGGCCCCACGCUGCCGACUUUAAAAAGAACUGACAGAUGCCCCUUUGUACAAGACUGCAAGAGUUGUUACAUUUUGAUUUUGUGACAAUCUGCUUUUCUUAAACAAUUGAAUAACCAACAGAGUAAAUCGUUCAAAAUCAAAUGAGAUAUUCUAAAUGCAGCACUAUUCUUUAGUUGCCUUUUUGGGUCCCCUUCCCCCAUUUUCAUGUCACCACAUCUGAACUACAAGAUCCGUAAAAGGGCUUUAAUUUGCAAAAACGGAUUGACAAAAAACUAAACACAACAUAUUUUAAACCCACAAAUCAGUUUGUUUUUUGUAGAUAGGACUACACCUUUUUUUUUAAAUAUGCCAGCUGUUCUUCUACAAUUUUGUUGAAACUUUAGAGACCCAGAACUCUCAGGUUUCUGGGGCGUUGCUGUAUUUCAGGUUAGUUGGUUGGGCUGCUCUCUUGUGUAAAUGUUACGUUCUUUAAUCGUUCUGCCCGUGUAAGAGAUUGUAUCUGCUUCCCUUUAGAGACUGCACCCCAUGGUAGGAGCCCACAGUCUAUACAGUACACUCCUCUCAUGUCUGUCCAUCACUGCUGGGUCCUUUUUAUUGCUCAAGUUCAGAGAUGAUUAGCACUCCAUCUCCUCCAUUUCAAAAGGGAUACAUAACACGUACAUAUUUUCCCAGAGGCGUUGAUAACUCAUAAAAGCCUAAGAAGUUAUUAUGUAUGAUAAAUUGUCACAUUGCUCAUUUUUUUUUUUUUUGUAUUUCUGUCCAGGUGCUUAAUAUUUCCUUGGCAGUGUACUAGUUCCUCUGAUGCACCAGUAUGGCAGGAGCAUCAGGGCAUUGCAUGCAAAAAAAAACAAAAAAAAAAAACAAAGGGUGACUUUUUGAUACCUUCUUUUGGACACCUCUCUGCCAAUCACAAGUUGUCAACAGAAGACUUCUGCUUCUCUUUGCAUGGUGUCAAGUCAAGACUGUGUCCACUAACAUAUCGCUUUACUGUCUUUGGACAAAGAAGAUAUUUGUGAUAUUCUCUGCAUUUUGUUAAUGUUCAUUAUCUGUGUUUCUGAAUGGGGGCAAAGACAAACAUAUAUAAAGUAUAUAUUUUUGCUAUAAGGCUGCAUUUGUUUUGAUUUAAUGUAUAAGCUGUAUAGUUCUGCCUCUAUUAGACAUGUCCCUUUUUAAAAAAACAAUCUCAAUCCUUACGAUGCUACUACUGCAGACUGUUUCUUUAAGAGGCCUCUGUAUUGGGUUGGAGAAUGGCUGAGAAGAUGUUAUUAUCUUGCCUGUAAAGUGUGUCAGUGAGUGUGUUUGUGUGUGUGUGUGUGUUUAAAGGCCAGAGUUCCAGCAAAGGCCACAAUGAAGAUACACAUUAUAUCAUGGGAUCCACCCCAGGCAUGGGGAUUGUCUGCACUUGUAUAGGCUUCGGUCCCCUCCCCUCACAACGUGUUUCUUACACUGCUGAGUUUAUGAUAAUCUGUACUGGGUACAAUAAACGGUCCUUUAUGCUUCA